Messenger RNA from Verticillium alfalfae VaMs.102, 1827 nucleotides. RefSeq names its product alpha-L-rhamnosidase. Lineage: Eukaryota; Fungi; Ascomycota; Sordariomycetes; Glomerellales; Plectosphaerellaceae. The coding region runs from base 1 to 1827 and encodes 608 amino acids. Gene Ontology annotation, biological process: carbohydrate metabolic process. The record is from RefSeq and is a predicted model, not a curated record. The transcript is spliced from 3 exons.
AUGCGUCUAUACGCGACCAUAUCAACUGCGGCCCUGAUGCUGGCCUCAGUACCGACAUCAACCGCCUCAUUCUGUGGCGCUGUCAAGAUCAGUCAGCUCAGCGUCGAUGGCCGUACUGACGCGCCUCUCGGUCUCGGCAAUCCUCGCCCUACUCUCGCAUGGCAGAUGAUACAAACUCGAGACUGUCCCGAGUCUGAUGACAUAUGCCCGGCCGACCGACGAACAGCCUACGAGAUACAGGCGACCGCCACCGAUGACGACCUACAGGCCGGCCACCUCAUCUGGAAGAGUGGGAAGACUGAAGGCAACGAGCAAAAUGUGCUGUUCGGCAUCAACCUCACCUCCCGCGAUACGUCUGACUGGGACCGAGCCCGUUGGAUCGACUAUCCUGGCCGGAAUAAUAGCCAGCCACUGCCACUCUUUGUCCGCCCCUUCGACAUUCCCAGCGGCAAAGUUGUCGCUGAUGCCCGUCUGUACAUCUCAGGAGUUUGCAUGCACCACGCUACCGUCAAUGGCGAGGAUGCCACGGACGAGGUCCUGGCCCCUGGCUACUCCAACUACCAACUCUCCAGCGACUACCGCACCUACGAUGUCAUGAACGCUCUGAGGCCCAGCCCCAAUGCUGUUGGCGUCAGCUUGGGCAACGGACCGGUUUACGUUCGUCGCAAUGUUCGAAACCCGGCUGUUGGACGCAACGCCCCCUAUUCUUGGUGGGAAAGCCAACUCAUGGGCAACGGCACUCUUUCUGCCGAUGUCACAACGGGAAGCAGCAAUGUUCGAUUGAGUUCUGUCGCUAGGUACAACAUUGGCGGUUCAAUCAAUAUUGAUACAAGCGACGGUGAACAACUUGGCUGGGACAAGCCAGGAACCGAUCUCAAGCCGUCCGCUUGGACAUCGGCUGGCAUCGCACCUGCUCCCAACCUCGCCACCAAACUGGUUGCCCGUGCCGCCGAGCUGAUCAAGGAACAGGAACGCUUCACCCCGGUCUCGGUCACCAGCCCCGUCCCUGGUAUCUGGGUGUUUGACUUUGGCCAGAACAUUGUUGGCUGGCCCCUCAUCACUCUCCCUGAGCUGCCCGCCGGCGUCACGAUCAAGGUCGCACCUGCGGAGGGCCUCAACGCCAACGGAACGGUCAACCAGGCAAGUCUAGGCCCCGGGCCUCGUGGCAGCGAUUUGUUCAACGCCUAUACUACAGCUGGUCGGGCUGGCGGCGAAACGUGGCACCCCCGGCUCAACUAUUUUGGCAUGCAAUGGGUCCAGGUGAUCGGUCUGCCUUCGGGCUUUGAGCCCGGCCCAGAGCUGGUCACCGGCAUUCGGCUGCAGGCCGAUGUUCCCAUUGCCGGUACUUUCACCUCCUCCAAUGCUCGCCUGAACCGCAUCAACAAAAUGGCCCACUACUCUUUCGCCAGCAAUCUUAUGUCUGUCUUCACCGAUUGUCCCGGGCGCGAGAAGCUUUCGUAUCCCGUAGAUUACACCAUGCCCAUGGGGGCCAUCUACCGCAAUUUCCACGUUGAUGGCAUGCUGCGCACUUCUAUGCGUCAUCUCGGCGAAGGCCAGUCCGUCGCCGACACGCCCAUGGCAGGUAACGUCGCUCUCAAAACACCCGUCUACGACUGGGGCUACAGCGGACGCUUUGGUGAUGAGAUCAAUUGGGGCAAUGCCAUUGUAUUUGUUCCCUCCUUUCUCCACGACUUGUAUGAUGACACAACUGUCGGUCAGAUCUCCCACACGGGCGACAGUCUUGUCAAUACUAAAAUUCUCCCCUUUGAUAUGUCGGCUAUGGAGUAUUUCUUCUCAGACGACCCGAAUCUGGUGCUCUUGCGGUGA